Sinocyclocheilus rhinocerous is the source of this 1418-nucleotide messenger RNA. Its product is annotated as 5-hydroxytryptamine receptor 7-like. The record is from RefSeq and is a predicted model, not a curated record. NCBI's taxonomy places the organism in Eukaryota, Metazoa, Chordata, Actinopteri, Cypriniformes, Cyprinidae. Bases 109 to 1341 code for a protein of 410 amino acids. The transcript is spliced from 3 exons. Gene Ontology annotation, cellular component: plasma membrane. Gene Ontology annotation, biological process: adenylate cyclase-activating adrenergic receptor signaling pathway; smooth muscle contraction; chemical synaptic transmission. Gene Ontology annotation, molecular function: G protein-coupled serotonin receptor activity.
GCUUUAACUUGACAACUUGAAUGGCUCUUCUCGUGUGGAUAUGAUGUUCUUUCUUUUAUCACAGAUAGAGCCAGAAAAUCGAACCAAGGACAGCUCUCAACAGCCAAUAUGAUCUCAACGCUGACGAAGGAUCGCGUGCAGGCACUCAUGACUAGUUUGACAUCUGAAGUGAUGGACGUGCGCUUUCUUAACAAGAUGCACGACACCACUACAACUUUGCCGACGCCAAGUUUCAUGGAUAACGAGACCAGAUGCGGAGAGCCGAUUUUGAGUUACGGACAUGUUGAGAAAGUGCUCAUCGGAGGGGUUCUGACCUUGCUUACCUUUUUAACAGUUUGCGGGAAUUUGUUGGUGGUCAUAUCAGUGUGUUUUGUGAAGAAACUGAAGCAACCUUCUAAUUACUUAAUCGUUUCUCUGGCCGUAGCAGACCUGUCGGUUGCGGUGGUCGUAAUGCCGUUUGUCAGCAUCACUGAUCUCAUAGGAGGACAGUGGAUCUUUGGUCGUGCUUUCUGUAAUGUUUUUAUCGCCAUGGACGUGAUGUGCUGCACCGCUUCAAUAAUGACACUAUGUGUCAUUAGCAUAGACAGGUACCUGGGCAUCACUAAGCCACUGACGUAUCCCGUGAGACAGAGUGGAAAGUGCAUGGCCAAAAUAGUGCUGUUUGUAUGGCUUCUCUCUGCCUCCAUCACCCUACCCCCACUGUUUGGAUGGGCUCAGAAUGUCAACGAUGACAAUGUGUGUCUGAUCAGCCAAGAUCUGGGCUACACUAUCUACUCCACCACCGUGGCCUUCUACAUUCCCAUGUCUGUGAUGCUCAUUAUGUACUACCGGAUAUACAGAGUGGCAAAGGUGAGUGCUGCCAAACACACAAUCGCUGGUUUUCCCAAAGCCGAAGACGAGGAAAGCAUGAACUGCGUAACUGCGGUCCUAAAGCUGCAAAGGGAGGUGGAGGUGUGUGUGAGCUUUUCUCGCCUUCUCAAAAAUGACCGUAAAAACAUCUCCAUCUUCAAAAGAGAGCAGAAGGCAGCGGCCACCCUCGGGAUUGUUGUGGGGGCUUUCGCCGUAUGCUGGCUGCCCUUUUUCCUGCUUUCUACGGCGCGGCCGUUCAUCUGCGGAGUGCAGUGUAGCUGCGUGCCUUUGUGGGUGGAGAGGACACUGCUUUGGCUGGGCUAUGCCAACUCGCUCAUCAACCCCUUCAUUUAUGCAUUCUUCAACAGAAACCUCAGGACCACCUACCACAACCUCAUCCGCUGCCGCUAUCGGAACAUCAACCGCAAGCUAUCGGCAGCCAGCAUGCACGAGGCUUUGAAACUAGCUGAGAGACCUGACCUGGUGCUGUAGGCUGUCUGUACCCUUCAUGUCUCUCUAGGGACUGAUGCAGUCACACAGAGGCUGAGAGACGUUUUUGAUGAAUUCCU